AUGGCGACGCAGAGCCAGGAUGAAAAGAACUUGGAUGUGGAGGCGUACAGUGACUCUCCCGUGAAGCAUUCCAACAUGUCCCUUGAAACGGAGAGCAGUGCCUCCUUGGACGAGAAGGACCUGCGGGCACCGAGGAGUGGGAGGGCUGCUCAAACAUCCCCCUCCCAUUGGAGGGCUCAUGAGUCGUAUGUGGAACUUCAUGAAUUGGUCAUGGACAAGAACAGUGAACUGCGCUGGAUGGAGGCCUCUCACUGGAUCAAGCUGGAAGAAGACUUUGAAGAACUGGGCCACUGGGGGAGGCCUCACCUCUCGUACCUGACUUUCCACAGCCUUAUGGAAGUGCGCAGGGCUUUUACCAAAGGAAUCGUUCUUCUAGAUCUUCCAGAGAGGAGUCUAGCUGGGGUUGCCAACCAGAUACUUGACCACAUGAUCGAUGCCGGGAGUCUCAAAGCACAGGACCGAGAGGUGGUUUUAAGAACUCUUCUACUUCAACACAGCCACCCUGAUGAGUCAGCUUCGCUGGGCACACUUCCCCCUGGGCAGCUGCGACAAACCGACGGCAAAGAUGCGGAGACAGCCCAGCCGCUUUUGCAAGAGCAUCACUCCAUAGAGAUGAAGACCUUUCCCCCGAGCUCCGAACAGGAACAGCCGAGACCUCAUGGUUUUAAGAAGCCGCUGUUAGAGAAGAUCUUACCUGAUUCAGAAGCUACACUGGUCCUUGUCGGCUGCGCCCCACUACUGGAUCGUCCCACGCUGGCUUUCGUACGCUUGAAGGACGCUGUAGAGAUGGACUCAGUCUUGGAGGUCUCUGUGCCCGUCAAGUUCCUUUUUGUGGUCUUGGGCCCAGAUCCCCACUAUACCACCUAUCAUGAGAUCGGGAGAGCCAUCGCAACCAUGAUGUCCGAAAGGGUGUUCCGCCACGACUGUUACUUGGCCGAGGAACGGCAAGAGCUGGUGAAGGGACUGGAGGAAUUCCUGGACUGCUGCAUCGUCGUUCCGCCUUGUGAGAUCGCCAACGAACAGCUCUUCAAGACCUUGUUGCCCAUUCAGAAGGACCUCUUGCGGAAGAGAUACCUCCCGCCAGAAAAGAAGCCAGAGCUCAUAAAGGAACUGGAGCAACAACUGAAAGAGGAGGCCCUCACUCCAGAAGACGACAACCCGCUACGCAGGACCCGCAAGCCUUUUGGCGGGCUGGUGAACGACAUAAAAAGGCGGUACCCCAAAUACCUCAGUGACAUCAAGGAUGCUCUCAAUGCCCAGUGCCUGGCAGCCGUCAUCUUUAUUUAUUUCGCGGCGCUUUCUCCCGCCAUCACCUUUGGGGGCCUUCUGGGUGAGAAGACUCUAAACAUGAUGGGCGUAUCGGAGCUUCUGGUCUCGACGGCGAUUCAGGGGGUCCUCUUCUGCUUGCUUGGGGCACAGCCUCUGCUGGUGGUGGGUUUCUCGGGCCCCCUCUUAGUAUUUGAGGAAGCCUUUUAUAAGUUUUGUUCUGAUUUCGGCAUGGAGUACAUUGUGGGCAGAGUCUGGAUCGGCUUCUGGCUCAUCCUCUUGGUGGUGGUGGUGGUGGCUUUUGAAGGCAGCUUCCUGGUGUGCUACAUCUCCCGCUACACCCAGGAGAUCUUCUCCUUCCUCAUCUCCCUCAUCUUCAUCUUCGAGACUUUCAAGAAACUCAUCAAGAUUUUUGAGGAUCAUCCUCUGAGGCUGUCUUACAACACCAGCUCCACCGUUACAAAAGAGCAACCCAACACCGCCUUGCUGUCCCUCGUUCUCAUGGCGGGAACGUUUUUCAUUGCCUUCUUCUUGCGCAAGUUGAAAAACAGCAGUUUCUUUCCCGGCAAGCUUCGGCGUGUGAUUGGAGACUUUGGUGUUCCCAUAUCGAUCUUCAUGAUGUCCUUGGCAGACUUCUUCGUUAAGGACACCUAUACGCAGAAACUGCAAGUUCCGAAAGGCAUUCAGGUCUCUAAUGACACUGCCCGGGGCUGGUUCAUCAAUCCCCUUGGAGAACAUAAGCCUUUCCCCAUUUGGAUGAUGUUUGGUGCUGCUCUGCCAGCCAUCUUAGUCUUCAUCCUCAUCUUCUUAGAGACCCAGAUCACCACGUUGAUUGUGAGCAAACCUGAGAGGAAGCUGGUUAAGGGUUCGGGCUUCCAUCUCGACCUGCUUCUGAUUGUUGGCAUGGGUGGGAUAGCGGCCCUCUUUGGCAUGCCCUGGCUCAGCGCUACCACAGUGAGGACCGUCACUCAUGCCAACGCCCUGACAGUGAUGGCCAAGAGCACUGUCCCAGGGGAGAAAGCCCGGGUCCAGGAGGUGAAGGAGCAGAGGAUCACUGGACUCCUGGUGUCCGUUCUUGUAGGCAUCUCCAUUCUCAUGGAGCCGAUCCUGAAGAUGAUUCCGCUGGCUGUGCUCUUCGGUAUCUUCCUCUACAUGGGGGUGACCUCCCUCAACGGGAUCCAGCUGUACGACCGCAUCCUUCUCAUGCUGAAACCCCCCAAGUACCAUCCGGAUGAGCCUUACAUUAGAAAAGUAAAGACCUGGCGCAUGCACAUCUUCACCUUGACCCAGAUUUUGUGCCUGGGUGUGCUGUGGGGAGUGAAGUCCAGCCCGGCCUCCCUCAGCUUAGCCUUCAUCCUCAUCCUGACGGUGCCCCUGCGACGUUUCCUUCUCCCUCGCUACUUCAGUGACCUCGAACUCAAGUGUUUGGAUGCUGAUGAUGCUGAAGUCACUUUCGACGAAUCAGAAGGCUGUGAUGUUUAUGAUGAAGUUCAGAUGCCCGUUUGAGCGCCUUCCAUGCAGAUAAGGAACUAAGACCCUUUCCCCGAAAGCCCUGAACAAACACAGAGUCUGGAAGA
Heteronotia binoei (common prickly gecko) is the source of this 2843-nucleotide messenger RNA. It is a transcript of the gene SLC4A1, whose product is annotated as solute carrier family 4 member 1 (Diego blood group). Gene Ontology annotation, biological process: bicarbonate transport; monoatomic anion transport; regulation of intracellular pH. Gene Ontology annotation, molecular function: solute:inorganic anion antiporter activity; monoatomic anion transmembrane transporter activity; bicarbonate transmembrane transporter activity. The record is from RefSeq and is a predicted model, not a curated record. The transcript has 19 exons. Gene Ontology annotation, cellular component: plasma membrane; basolateral plasma membrane. Lineage: Eukaryota; Metazoa; Chordata; Lepidosauria; Squamata; Gekkonidae. Bases 1 to 2772 code for a protein of 923 amino acids.